Messenger RNA from Drosophila ficusphila, 1362 nucleotides. Its product is annotated as chymotrypsin BI. The transcript has 3 exons. Gene Ontology annotation, biological process: proteolysis. The record is from RefSeq and is a predicted model, not a curated record. The coding region runs from base 1 to 1362 and encodes 453 amino acids. Lineage: Eukaryota; Metazoa; Arthropoda; Insecta; Diptera; Drosophilidae. Gene Ontology annotation, molecular function: serine-type endopeptidase activity.
AUGUGCAAACAAUCCGCAAGUGCAAGUGCAAGUGCAAGUGCAAAUGGCAGGCUGCUGCUAAUCACAUGGCUCACCUGGUCGUGGCUUCUCAUGAUGCACUGCACCGCGCUGGACUGGCAGAAGGUUAAGCCGAUGUACCUGGUGUCCAUGUACCCCGGUCCCAUGGGGCUGUCCAGCGCUGCGGCCUCCCCCUUUUCCUCCUCCUCAUCCUCAUCAUCAUCACUGGAAUAUGAUGCGGAAAUGAGUGCCAGCAACCUGGACAGUCGUCGCAUGAAAGGCAGGGGAUUCGGCUCGGAAGUGGGCGGUUACAGCGAGGAGGAUUCCGACGAUCGCCAGCCACUUGUCCUCAAUCUGGAGACGACGCCGCUGAUGGAGCAAAUGCUGCCCGAGGGCGCCAUGGCCAUGGAUCGCAUCUUCGGCGGCGACGUGGGCAAUCCCCACUGCUUUCCCUACCAGGUGGGCAUGCUGCUCCAAAGGCCCAAGGGUCUCUACUGGUGCGGCGGCUCCCUGAUCUCCGAUAAGCACGUCAUCACCGCCGCCCACUGCGUGGAUAUGGCCAAGAGAGCCUUGGUUUUCCUGGGCGCUAAUGAAAUAAAGAACGCCAAGGAGAAGGGUCAGGUGCGACUAAUGGUGCCCAGCGAAAACUUCCAAAUCUACCCCACCUGGAAUCCAAGGAGACUAAAGGAUGACAUUGCAUUGGUGCGACUGCCGCAUGCCGUCAGCUUUAAUGAGCGCAUUCAUCCCAUUCAACUGCCGAAGAGACACUACGAGUACAAGAGUUUCAAGAACAAGCUGGCCAUCGCCUCCGGCUGGGGUCGUUAUGCGACCGGAGUCCAUGCGAUCAGCACUGUGCUGCGUUAUGUCCAGCUGCAGAUAAUCGAUGGAAGGACGUGCAAGGCCAACUUUCCGCUGUCCUAUCGAGGCACAAACAUCUGCACCAGCGGAAGGAACGCCCGGUCCACGUGCAAUGGCGAUUCCGGAGGACCCUUGGUUCUCCAAAGGAAACACUCGAAGAAGAGAGUCCUGGUGGGGAUCACCUCCUUUGGCAGCAUCUACGGCUGCGAUCGCGGCUAUCCGGCGGCCUUCACCAAGGUCGCCUCGUACUUGGAUUGGAUCAGCGAUGAAACAGGAGUUAAUUCGCAUCAGGAAACGACGGAGGCGAUAUUCUUCGAUCAGUAUGUCAGGAACUACGGAAAGCCGCGACAAAGUCGUCGGUUGCAGAGGGAGGAUCAGCCGGAGGACGAUGUGCCCGACGAACUGGACGUGCAUCCCGAUUCCGCUUCUGAGGAGGACAUCUCCGAGGAUGUCAGCCCGCGAACCCGUCUACGCCCGCAAUCCGAACACGAGUUCUAUUUCUUGUAA